Drosophila navojoa is the source of this 3324-nucleotide messenger RNA. It is a transcript of the gene Csk, whose product is annotated as C-terminal Src kinase. NCBI's taxonomy places the organism in Eukaryota, Metazoa, Arthropoda, Insecta, Diptera, Drosophilidae. The record is from RefSeq and is a predicted model, not a curated record. Gene Ontology annotation, biological process: protein phosphorylation. Gene Ontology annotation, molecular function: protein tyrosine kinase activity; ATP binding.
AUAUCGAAAAUAUGUAUAUGUGCAAAGUGAGUGGAUAGGGGCAAAGGAAAUGCCGCGUGGAACAUGGUGACAACUAUAAAGAUUACCUGCGAUGGCGUCUUCAUCCAAUCCAACUCGUAUCUCACGCCUACGCAAACGAACGGCGCCACAGCGGCAACUGUUGCAGCUUCAGCAACAGCAGCAGCAGCAGCAUCUGUUGCUACCGCCAAGGGACACAGUUUGAGCAACGAAAGCGACAACUCGCAGACAAGCAGCGGUAGCCAAACCACCAGAGCCACCCACCAGAGCAACAGCACUCACAGUGCCAAGUCCAAAUCCACGCGCUCCAAUUGCACUCGACAUCAUCGAGGUGGGGGCGUGGUAGCCACGCAGGAUACUCGCAGGCGUUACUAUUACUUUGGCAGCAAGGAUGUCUAUUGGUGCAAGCAGAGCUUGACGCGCAGCACCAGCAGUCUGGGCCACCGCGAAGCCCAUAGCACCACCACCUCAACCACCGUCAGUAGCGGUGGCCAGCUAAUUGCCAAGGCGCGCCGCCGCCCGCUGCAGCUGUGCAGUAGCCUGAGCGCCGCUUAUGCACCGCCAAAACGCAAGGAGUUCUACUUUUGUGAUAAAUAUGCAUCCGCUGCCUCCGUCAACUCCAGCAGCAAUAGCAACAGCAUCAGCAGAGGCAACCACACGGCGGCAGCAGCAACAGCAACUAAAGCAGGAGCGCAGCCAAUCGAUGUGCGUUUGCUGAACUUUCUGCGUAACGCACAGCGCAGAUUUCAAUCAGCAACGACUACAGCUGCAGCAACAACCACAACAACAACUAAGCCAAAGUCUGAAAUCAACAGCAGAAGCAACACCAAAGAACGUGCCUCAGCAAGGAACUGGAGCCCCAACAAUAAUAAAACCAGUAACAAUGACAACAACAACAGCAACAGCAGUUCCCUGCCGCUAAUAAUCAGCACCGAUGAUUGGUUUGGUUACUAUUUCAUUAUGAAGAGCUAUGGUCCAAACAAUACACAAGAAUGGAAGAUGGCUGAAAUCUCCGGCUUGUGUACAAUAAACCUCAAAUUCGCUUCUCCCAUUCGAUUACAGCACCAAACAGCAUCAGCAACAACAGCCGCAACGGCUUUACAUCUGUCAUCGCAUGCGUUAAAUAGUCAUAAUUUAAUCAACAAUCAUUCGCCAAAAUCGCCCAAUCAAACACAGCAGCAGCAGCAGCAGCAGACGACGACAAUACAACAACAACAACAUCAACAUCAACAGCAGCAGCAGCAGCAGCAUAGCAUAUUGUCAACGUUUGCGCCUGCAACGGCAACAUCAGCGCCAGCAACACAUGUCCAGGCCGAACAGGCGGCAGUAGCAGCAGCAUCUGUAACGGCAGCAGCCGUUGCCGCUGUCACCCAGCAGCAACAGCAGCAACAUAUGCAGAUGCUAGCCAACUGCGCUUCCAGCAAUAAUCUAAUGUCCUCCUCGCUGACGCUACAAGCGCCGGUUGGCGUAUUGCCGCCAAAAAGCUUAGUCCUAAGCAGCAGCAGCAACAGCGCGACCAGCAACAGCACCAACUUGCCGCCAACAGUUGCCGGCAGUGGGAGCGCCAGCAGCAACAGCAUUAACAACAACGUCGCCAACAGCAACUGUAGCACCGGCAACAGCACGACAGGCAUGUCCACGUCGCUGCACAGCUUCGAUAUAAACGGCAGCGUCGGCGCCGGCACCAUGGACAAGUGGGCAAGUGGAUCCACGACUGCAAUGAAUCAUGCAUCGCUAUCGCCUACGGGCGCACCGCAGCAACAUCACCUACGCAAAUGCGAGGUCAAACUGAAUGCAAUGCCCUGGUUUCAUGGCAGCAUAACGCGCGAUGAAGCGGAGCACCUGCUGCAGCCACGCGAGGAUGGGCUAUUCCUAGUCCGUGAAUCGACCAAUUUUCCCGGCGAUUACACACUGUGCGUUUGCUUUCAGGGCAAGGUUGAGCAUUAUCGUGUCAAGUAUCUGGAAAAUAAGUUAACUAUCGACGACGAGGAAUACUUUGAGAACUUGGGACAACUGGUUGCGCAUUAUGAGGCCGAUGCGGAUGGGCUGUGCACGCAGCUGAUUAAGUGCUUACCCAAACUGGGCAAGCAAGAGUUUUGCAUUAACUCCAAAGAGUUUGUGGAUAAGGGCUGGGUCAUACCUGAAUCGGAGCUCCAGCUGCGCGAAAGCAUUGGCAAAGGCGAGUUCGGCGAUGUCCUUUUAGGAAUAUUGCGCAACGAGAAAGUCGCUGUCAAGAUGCUCAAAGAUGAGGGCGCUGUGCAAAAGUUUCUCGCCGAGGCGUCGGUAAUGACAACGCUGGAGCACGAGAAUUUAGUCAAGUUUAUUGGCCUUGUUUUUACGAGCAAGCAUCUGUACUUGGUGACAGAAUACAUGAGCAAAGGAUCGCUGGUUGAUUAUUUGCGUUCUCGUGGACGACAGCACAUAACCAAAAAGGAUCAAAUCAAUUUCGCAUUCGAUACGGCCUCUGGCAUGGAGUAUCUAGAAGCCAAAAAGGUUGUUCAUCGAGAUUUGGCUGCACGUAAUGUUCUUAUCUCGGAGGACUGUGUGGCCAAAGUAUCCGACUUUGGUCUCGCACGCGAGGAGUGCUAUAAUCUUGACGUUGGCAAACUGCCCAUCAAAUGGACAGCGCCUGAGGCACUGAAAAAUGGCCGCUUCUCCAAUAAAUCGGAUAUGUGGAGUUUUGGUAUACUACUGUGGGAAAUUUAUUCCUUUGGCCGUGUGCCUUAUCCCCGAAUUCCAUUGGCGGAUGUGGUAAAGCAUGUAGAAGUUGGCUACAAAAUGGAAGCACCCGAAGGUUGUCCAACGGAGAUAUACGAGAUGAUGCGCCAGGCUUGGGACUUGAAUCCAGUGAAAAGGCCAACAUUUGCGGAGCUGAAAGUGAAGUUGCAGCAGCUAAACAAUGCAACAGCGUGAGAGGCGUGUGAAAUCCAAAACAUCAAUACUUAAAGUUAUAAAUUAAAAGGGAAUCAUUUCAACAACUAAUCGAAAUUUUUGUUUGAAACAAACCUUAGUUGUGGGCUGGAAAAUAAGAUUGAGACACCGCCAAUGCAUAACGAAAGCUUCAUUUAUACACUGACACUGAACGCAACAAUUUUUCGUACCAAUCUAUAUAUAUAUAUGUAAUUAUCUAGACGUAUACAACUAACUUAAAACAAUUUAUUUACAUAUAUAAUUUAUAAGAUAAGUUUUUUUGUAAGCUUAAGCGAAUAAACCCAACACAAUCAAGCAAUGUUAGUAAGUUGCUAUCCAGCUAAACGUAUAAACACAUAUGCAGUGUUGUGUAGCUUACUAUUACUAUUACAAAAA